Messenger RNA from Austrofundulus limnaeus, 2039 nucleotides. It is a transcript of the gene mccc2, whose product is annotated as methylcrotonyl-CoA carboxylase subunit 2. The record is from RefSeq and is a predicted model, not a curated record. Gene Ontology annotation, biological process: L-leucine catabolic process. NCBI's taxonomy places the organism in Eukaryota, Metazoa, Chordata, Actinopteri, Cyprinodontiformes, Rivulidae. Gene Ontology annotation, molecular function: methylcrotonoyl-CoA carboxylase activity. The coding region runs from base 86 to 1780 and encodes 564 amino acids. Gene Ontology annotation, cellular component: methylcrotonoyl-CoA carboxylase complex; mitochondrion. The transcript has 17 exons.
UUAACCACAGAAGAAGAGUGCCUGCUAGUUAGCUAGCAAGCUAGUAGCUGCAAAUUUCAAGUAAAGGUUGUUCUGAAUUUAAAAUAUGCUUGCACAGUCUUUAAGGCCGUGGUUGUUUCGCUGCAGGGGCUUGUCGCUGACCUGUACAAGAACUUACCACGCUGACAAAGUCGCUCGACUCGGCUCUCAGCCUGAUCAGCAGUCACCCGAAUAUCAGGAAAAUUAUGAACGAAUGAAAGUUCUGGUUGAUGAACUGAAAAGCAGGACCGAGAAGAUUAAAUUGGGUGGAGGAGAAAAAGCAAGAAGUCUUCACACUUCUCGYGGGAAACUUUUGCCUAGAGAGCGCAUAGACAGACUGCUGGAUCCAGGGACACCCUUUUUAGAGUUUUCCCAGUUUGCAGCGUAUGAGUUGUACGGAAAAGAGGAGGUGCCGUCAGGCGGUAUAAUCACUGGGAUCGGACGAGUUUCUGGGGUGGAAUGUGUUGUUGUUGCAAAUGAUGCCACAGUCAAAGGGGGUACAUAUUAUCCAGUCACAGUUAAAAAGCACCUUCGUGCACAAGAAAUUGCCCAACAGAACCACCUGCCAUGCAUUUACCUUGUGGAUUCUGGAGGAGCCAAUCUACCCAGACAGGCCGACGUCUUUCCAGACAGAGACCACUUUGGACGUAUUUUCUACAACCAAGCUCGGAUGUCUUCAGAAGGAAUAGCACAGGUUGCUGUAGUGAUGGGCUCCUGCACGGCUGGAGGGGCUUACGUUCCUGCGAUGGCAGAUGAGAGCAUCAUUGUGCGAAAGCAAGGAACCAUCUUUCUCGGGGGGCCUCCUCUGGUCAAAGCUGCCACUGGGGAAGAAGUGUCUGCAGAGGAUCUUGGUGGUGCUGAUCUGCACUGCAAAAAAUCUGGUGUGACAGACCACUACGCUUUAGAUGAUAACCAUGCGCUCCAUUUAGCGAGGAAGACGAUACGAAGCCUCAACUACAGGAAGAAUAUCGAGGUUACUGUUGAACCCACCGAAGCCCCUCUUUACCCCGCUGAUGAGAUUUAUGGGAUAGUUGGAGAUAACCUGAAACGAAACUUUGAUGUCCGAGAGGUUAUUGCCAGAAUAGUGGAUGGCAGUAAAUUUGAUGAGUUCAAGGCUUUUUAUGGAGACACGCUUGUUACAGGAUUUUCGAGAAUAUUUGGUUACCCUGUCGGAAUCAUCGGCAACAACGGAGUCUUGUUUUCAGAGUCUGCAAAAAAGGGGACYCAUUUCAUUGAAUUAUGCUGCCAGCGAAACAUUCCUCUUGUUUUCCUUCAAAACAUAACAGGUUUUAUGGUGGGAAGGGAGUACGAAGCAGGUGGAAUUGCCAAGGAUGGAGCCAAGAUGGUCACUGCUGUUGCCUGUGCUAAUGUACCCAAAGUUACUGUUAUCAUCGGAGGCUCCUACGGUGCAGGAAACUACGGCAUGUGUGGACGAGCAUACAGCCCACGAUUCCUCUACAUGUGGCCAAAUUCCCGAAUCUCUGUGAUGGGUGGUGAGCAAGCAGCAACCGUUCUGGCCACCAUCACUAAAGAUCGGACGGCGCGCGAGGGGAAGGAGUUCACAGCAGAACAAGAGGCUGCCAUGAAGGAACCAAUUAUUCGGCGGUUUGAAGAGGAAGGCAGCCCGUACUACUCCAGUGCCAGACUGUGGGACGAUGGCAUCAUUGAUCCCGCAGACACUCGCCUGGUUCUGGGACUGAGUCUCAGCGCAGCGCUCAACGCACCAACAAAGAAGACACAGUUUGGAGUCUUCAGGAUGUAACGCAUAACAUAUUUAUAAUUUACUUUAUAGUUUUUUUAGUGUUGGGUUAUUUUUUGUGAUUUGUCACUCAAAUCAAAGGAACAAACGAAAAGAAGAUUUCAAAGCGAUGUGAGGAUGGGAUUUUGGGACAUCUCCUGUUAAAAAGUUGUGCCUCAUUGUUCCUGUUCCAGUGUAAAUGCAACUGUAAUAAUAGAAAAUGWUGAGUUGAUUCUGCUUUUAUUCAUCACAUUCUUCAAAUAAAGAUGAAAAAUUCUCUUGA